This is a messenger RNA of Periconia digitata, 1761 nucleotides long. NCBI's taxonomy places the organism in Eukaryota, Fungi, Ascomycota, Dothideomycetes, Pleosporales, Periconiaceae. The record is from the annotation of a GenBank genome assembly.
CCCUAGUUCUUUUUGUCCCAUGUCAACUAUGGCCAAAUCAGCAACUCUACUGACUCUUUUGCGCUAUAUUUCGGUCACAGCUGCAGGGCCUCUUUCAGCGCGAUAUGCCUAUGGCCAAGGAAGCGGGAAUCAGAGCAUGAUAUACAGCUUCGAGAACGUUCCAUCCUCAGUUGACCUUCUAUGGACGCCAUGUUAUGAUAACUUCACUUGUGCACGACUUGAAGUCCCACUCGAUUAUGAAGAUGAGAGUGCUGGUACUACCACCAUCGCUUUCAUGAAGUUAGAAGCCACCAAGCAACCUGCUAAAGGAGACCUUAUCGUGAACCCGGGCGGACCCGCAAAUUCGGGUGCGAAGGCUGCAUUUGUAGGGACAGCGCCUGGUUUGGUUGGAGAUGAGUGGAACAUCAUUGGAAUGGAUCCUCGCGGAGUAAACAAUAGCGGACCGCACAUCAACUGCUUUCCUGAUAGCUACACACAGCAGACAUUUAUCCAUCAUUCCCUGAACUCGGAUAUCAAUCUUUACGAUGAAGUUCCCCGGGCCAACUACUGGGGACUCACGGGGGCCUUGGGAGACUGGUGUAGCAAGACGCUGGAUUCUAAGGUGCGGUAUGCGAACACACCCGCAACGGCACGCGACAUGCUACAAUACGCCGAGAAGCUGGCUAUAAGCAAAGGAGAGGACCCAAAGAAAGCCAAAGUAGACUACUACGGCGCUAGCUAUGGCACUUUACUGGGCGCCACGUUUGCACGACUGUUUCCCGAUCGCCUCGGUCGAUUUAUAAUUGAUGCCGUUGCCGAUGCGGAAGAUUAUUACAGCGGAGCCUGGACAGUGGGCGUACAACAGGCUGAAGAAGCUCUUCUCGACUUUACUCAUUCUUGCUAUAGAGCUGGUACUAAAUGUCCUUUCUUUGCAAACGAUACAUCGUCCGAGAAUAUACUGUCCCGCAUCGAUGCGAUCAUCUCCAGCCUCGAGAAGAGCCCCAUUCCUAUCGUGGAGCCCGAGACUACCGAACACCCAUUCAUCAUCACGCACAACGAUAUUCGUGGUUUCAUCCUUGGUGAGCUAUAUAGCCAAGUGACUGGUUACCCUAAGAUUGCCACAGUUUUGGCCCUAUUGGAGGCUAGGAAUUCGACAUUGCUACCUGAGUUGUUGAGCGUUAAACAAAUACACAAGGGCGACGUGCCGCGAGAAAGUACCCACACACAACAGUAUGACGGCGCAUUGUCACGCAUUGCUAUUGCAUGCAACGACAACGACGGACGACACAACAUCUCGAGUCCAGAGCUCUUCAGCGAACACCUCGCUAAGCAAAAGGAGUUGAGCCCUCACUUCUGGGCUCCAUGGGCUAUCACAGUCCAACCAAGUUGCUGGAAAUGGGGAUUGAAAGUUCCCGAGAGUCAGAAGUUCCCAGCCAAGUUUGAAACUACGCAAACCAAUGCACCCAUUGUGAUGCUAGCGAGUCGCCUCGAUCCCGUCGCAUCCAGCCAAGACAAAAUGGUCAAAUUCUUUCCGGGGGCACGCAUCUUGAUGCUCGACGCCGUUGGUCAUGGUGUCGCCUCUGUAGCAUCGCAGUGCACACGUGAAGCAGUUAUAAAGUUUCUUGGUACCGGUGAAUUGCCAAGCGAGGGGCAGGUCUGUGAGGCUGAUUCGGAUCCAUGGGUGGUCUCUGAGUAAUAUCAGCUUAUUGCAUGAAAACAUCAGUCUGUGAUGGUAGGAGUCGUGAAGAGGAUGUUGUCUAAUGGUUGUGUAAAUCUUUGUAU